AGCCCGUGUCCUCGCGGAAGCGUUCUUAACCCCUCCCCACCUUUUCUGACCCAUCGGAGACGCCGUAGCCCACGCUCCGACUGUGAGGUGGCCCGGGCGGAAGUGACGAUCCGGAGCCGCGGGAUUCAAACUCCCGGAAGCGGGGCUGGUCCGGCCGGAGCAGCUGCUGCCCGCCGCGUGCUUGAAGAUGAACUCCAGGACGGCCAAAGGUAUAAUUACUGGCAAGUGGGGCUUAAAGUCGGGGAGCUCCAGAGCCGAGAGUGAUCUCGGGAAGUACAAGCAGGAGAGCUCAUCCCUGAGAAAAUCGGCGGGGGAAGACGCGGCUGGGACCAGCGGGAUGCCCGACCCGGAGAGGAACCGGCUGCUGGAGAAAAUACUUUCCCUUGAAAAAGAAAAAGAAAAACACAAACAUCUUCUUGGAGAGAAGGACAAAGAAAUCCAAAACCUGAAAGACAAGCUUAAAUCUAAAAACAAGAAUAGUGAAGUCUCCUUGUUACAAAGUCAACUAGAGGAAAAGAAAAAGGAAGCAGAAAGGAGAGAACAGUUACUUCAUUCCCUAUCGGAAGAAAUGAACCGGUUAAAAUGUAAUCUGUCUGCUGUUACUGCAAAAUGUUCUGAGCUUGAAAACAGAGGCAGUACUACUCAAGCAUCCCAGGAUGCUGUAACAAACAGCACUGGAUCAAUGACUAAUCUUUAUGAAGUUGAAAAACAACUGAAAGAUGCUCUUGAGAAAAACCAACAGUGGCUAUUGUAUGACCAGCAACGUGAAGCAUACGUCAGGGGGCUGCUUGGAAGAAUCUUUGAACUUGAACAGAAGUCAGAAACAGUUAGCCAACAAGAAUCCAAAGAAUUCAGUUCAGAAGAUCAUCUACAGGAGGAAAAGCAAAAAUAUGACCAGCUGUUACUAAGCGCUAAGAGUGAUCUUGAGGCUGAAAGACGCACUAUAACUCAGCUGAGAUCUGAACUCAACGAAUUCAAAAAUAAAUAUGAAGAAACACAACGAGAAAUAUUGAGUUUAAAUGCCUUAUUGCAGUCACAACAGAGUGCUGAAAUGAAGACUCUAGAAAAUGAAAUUAAAGGAGAGAAAGUGCAGAGACUAAAACAAGAAAAUGAAACUAUUAAAGGACAGCUCAGAGAGGAAAAGAAAAAGUCUGAAGAUCUUGUAUGUCAGGUGCAACUUCUUAGUAAAUCAUUACUCAAACAGCAGGAGGAACACAGCAGGAUAGCUUUGUUGGAACAACAGAUCCAAAUACGCACCACAGACUUUGAGAAUGAAAAGCUUGAUCGCCAGAACUUGCAACAUCAGUUAAACAAAGUCCUUAAGGAGCUGCGCAAGGCCAGGGAGCAAAUAAGCCGUCUGGAACCUCUGAAACUCCAGGUAUCUGGAUGUAUCGAAUCACAAGAAGAUUUGCAAGCUGUGUUUGAAGAGAAGCUGACCACAUAUGACAGAAGUCCUCCCCUGAAACAUUCAAGCCUUCUUGAUGAAAGUUUUCUCGAGUGUCCCAAAUGUCAAAUGCAGUAUCCAACAAGCCAGCACAGAAAAUUAGUAGCACACAUUGACUAUUGUACAGCCUGAGUUCCAAAUGGACUUACUCUAUUUGCUUUAUACACAUUGCCAAUAUGCUCUUCUACAAAGGUAAAAGAUCUUUUUAAAGCUUGUUUCUUAAGGUUGUAUGAAGGACUGGUAGUUUUGUAAUUCAGUUCCACAAAAAUGUUACAGUAAUCUUUUCAGCCUCAAAUAUUUUACCUGACGUUUUUGCAAGAAACAGGUUUGGUUGCAAAUGGAAAGAUUUUUAGAACUAGGAAUAUCUUAAAAUAGUAAACUACUGACUUUUUUGCACUAUUAAAAAUGAGAACAGUGAAAGCACACCUAUUGUGUCAGACUUUAUUUUAACGUUUGGCAUAUCCAGUUUCUGUUCGGUGAAUCCUGAUGAUUGUGCUUGUACCUUAACUGACAGUAAUAGCUGCAAAAGAUUUUUGGCCCUAGUUGGUGUACUAUAUAUAUUUAUAUAUACAUGAUGUGUGUAUAUGUAUAGUGUGUAUAGCAUAUAUAUAUAUAUGUAUCACAUACAUGUUUAAUGUAUCACCAUCUUGAUACAUUAAAACUCAGGAGGCUCAUAUUAAAAGGUCUUUGUUGGUUUAGAUACAUGUUGAAAACAUAAAUCAUAAGUCGCUUGUUUUCCCGAACCACAGUCAGGGUGACUUGGAGCUCAUAUAAAAAUGCUGACCAAGGUUUAAGGUCUUCUCAGAAAAACGUCAUUUAGAACACAAAUUUCCUAGCAAAUACAAACUUCCUUGGUACUGAAAAAAGCUUGCAUUGCAGACAAUGUCAGAGACCAUUUUCAAGUUUGCAUAUAGAAUUAUGCUGAAGAAAACUUGCUUGCACUUCUGUAUUUUAGGGGUUUAAGGUGAGAAAUGUCAGUUAUUCAGUGUUACAUUUGACAAAUAGCCCAGCUUAAAAGUGCAGUUUUUAAUAAAUUGCUCUGUGGAUUUGAAGUGUCACAGUAUUUCAGUAUUUCCAGAAAAGAAGAUAGCAAUAAAGUCUUGCAACAAAUUAGAAACUGGCAAAAAAAUGCCUUAUAGAUUUGUAAUGACAGCGCUAUUUUCCUCCAGUGCCUGUUGUAACCUCGAAUCUGUUGCUAGCGUUUUGUUCCUUGCACCUGCAGUGAAGUCCAACAAGCAGUUCCUUCUACAAAAGUUACUAAAGUGAGGACAUUUUACAAAGAUACACUAGGUAAGAUAAACUUGUAAAAGAAGCAAAUUUAUAAUUUGCUGAGGACAGUGAAAUACCCAAGGUCUAUCUUUCUCUGGUAUACUGAUUCUGAUAGCUAACUAAUAUCAUGCUUUGCUGUAAAACUGCAUGCAUUUAUCUCAUAAUGUUCACCCUAAUUUCUGAUGGUUAAAUGUUAUUCUUAAAUAUGAGGGUGUUUUCCAAGUUGAUUUCAAUAACUUAUAAUACCAAGUGAUGUUGUUAUUGAUUUAAAUCCAGUGUUUGUGAGACAAAAAAUGUUAAAUGCUAUUGUCUUUAUAUCUGAAUUAUCUUUGCCAAAUGUAUUGUAUUAACCACUAUCAAUGUUUCAGUUUCACUGACAAGGUCUCAGGCUAAUUUUUGUGUUUGACAAUUUGCUUGGUUGUAGCAACAGGUUUUUUGACCAAAGAUGAACUAAGAAGUAAAACAGAAAUUGUGCUUUAGAAUAUCAAGGUUUUGCUGUGAUGGAAAUUGCCUUAACUUCAUGUCUUUUUAAGCACCUUUUAAAUUCAGGAUAAUAACUAUGCUUUUCAUUGCAGCCUAAUAAUUUUAAUCUCUAAUUAAACUACUUUUGGAAGUUUAA
Molecule: messenger RNA, 3332 nt
Organism: Columba livia (rock pigeon)
Lineage: Eukaryota; Metazoa; Chordata; Aves; Columbiformes; Columbidae
Gene: CEP55
Product: centrosomal protein 55
Exons: 9
Coding region: 188-1576 (462 amino acids)
Biological process (GO): mitotic cytokinesis; establishment of protein localization; regulation of phosphatidylinositol 3-kinase/protein kinase B signal transduction
Cellular component (GO): midbody
Source: RefSeq, a predicted model, not a curated record